This is a messenger RNA of Fraxinus pennsylvanica, 828 nucleotides long. The record is from the annotation of a GenBank genome assembly. NCBI's taxonomy places the organism in Eukaryota, Viridiplantae, Streptophyta, Magnoliopsida, Lamiales, Oleaceae.
AUGGGAAGAUCCCCUUGUUGCUCUAAAGUGGGGUUGAAGAGAGGACCAUGGUCAACCGAAGAAGAUACUCUUCUAGCUAAUUACAUUCAAGAACACGGUGAAGGCCAUUGGAGAUCUCUUCCUCAGAAAGCUGGGCUGUUGAGAUGCGGGAAGAGUUGCAGGUUGCGAUGGAUGAACUAUCUCCGGCCGGGAAUAAAGAGAGGAAACAUAUCCCCUGAUGAAGAAGACCUGAUAAUUAGGCUUCAUUCACUUCUGGGCAAUCGAUGGUCACUAAUUGCCGGAAGAUUGCCAGGUCGAACUGACAAUGAGAUAAAAAACCACUGGAAUACUCACCUCCUUAAAAAACUCAAUAACGCCGGAAUACAACCUAAACUCCACACAGAUUUCCCGAAACCCCCCAAAAAACCCAAGAAAUCAACAGGUUCCGCCUCCGGCGCCAAGAAGAAAAAGAAGACCAAAACUGCUGCGGCGGAUGUGGAGGUUGAGGUUGCUCCACCUCCUAAAACCACUGUUUACUUACCAAAAGCCAUCCGGGUUUCAUCGGCAUUUCCAAGAAGUAAUAGCUGUGACAGUUUAUUAGUGAGUGGCUCUGGUUCAUCAUCUAGUCAAGAAGAUAAUAAUGUUGAAAAGGAGAAUGCAAUCGUGGAAGUAGCAUAUGUUCCAUGGCCUUCUCUUGAAUUAGAUGAAAAUUAUCUUGAAGUUGGAGACUGUGGCGAUGAUCAAGAUUUCCUCAACAACUGUGAUCUGCCAUUUAUUCAUCAUCCAGACCUUUACGAUGAUCCCAAUUUGCUCGACAGAGUCUACGAUGAGUAUUUGCAACUUCUGUAA